UUCCCUAAUGCAGCAUACGUCGUCGCUCAGAGAUGACGUCACUGGAAGAACAGAAUUGAAAACCCGUCUGGGAGAGCCAAGAUUUCAGAGCGUGACAAUACGAGAAGAUCUAAAUCAAAACGAAAACGAUUCGACACCAACGACAGCCAUGUCUGUGAAUUAUGCAGCUGGGCUCUCGCCGUAUGCAGACAAAGGUGUCUGCGGACUUCCCGAGGUGUUUGAUAGUCCAGAGGAGAUAAAGGCAAAGGUGGAGAUCCUCGCUCAGCUGAUAAAAGAAUCUCAGUACUUUGUUGUUCACAGCGGAGCUGGAAUCAGCACCUCAGCUGGUAUCCCAGACUUCAGGGGUCCAAAGGGUGUGUGGACGUUAGAAGAAAAGGGUCAGACACCCCACUUUGACACGACAUUUGAAGAUGCCCGUCCCAGCUUCACUCACUUGGCCCUCCUUGGACUUCAGAGGGCUGGGUACCUCAAGUAUCUCAUCAGCCAGAACGUGGACGGCCUGCAUGUCCGAUCAGGCUUCCCCAGGGAUAUGCUGUCAGAGCUCCACGGGAACAUGUUUGUGGAAGAAUGUGAGAAAUGUGGCAGGCAGUACGUGAGAGAAAAAGUGAUUGGUGUUAUGGGGCUGAAACCAACAGGGCGACAUUGUGAAGUGGUACGAUCCAGAGGGCUCAGAGCCUGCAGAGGGAAGUUGAUAAGCACUAUAUUGGAUUGGGAAGAUGCUCUUCCUGACAGAGACCUGAACAAAGCCGAUGAGGCCAGCAGACGAGCAGACCUGGCACUGACGCUUGGCACGUCCUUGCAGAUCAAACCCAGUGGAGAUCUCCCACUCCUCACCAAGCGCAAAGGAGGGAAAGUGGCCAUUGUCAACCUGCAGCCCACAAAACACGACAAGCACGCAUACCUGCGUAUGCAUGGUUAUGUUGACGAUGUCAUGAAACAGCUGAUGGAGUUGCUGGGAGUGGACAUCCCAAAGUGGGAGGGUCCGACUGUCUGCGAGAGCUCAGCACCCACUUCUGAGUCCACCACCGAUGCCAAACCACCUCAGACAGUCGCUACAAAGGAAAAGGUGAAAAAGGACCUGAUUAAGGAGGAGAGGAAAAGAGAAGCAACAGCACUAACAGAUGAUGGGAGUGUUAAGGAUGAGAAGGUUUUAGUAAAGAAGGAGAGAGCAGACUCCUCAGUGGAGAUAAGUGAAGUGAAAUAGCCUUACUUUUUUUUUUCUUCUUUGUUUUUUUUAUAUCACAACACAAACCUGUCCAGAAACAAAUUUAAUAACUGAGGGUUCUCAGCUUGAUCAGCUUCACAGAGGACAGCAAUUCUUCCCAUCUUCUGCCUUCAAAGACUCUUCUGGCACCACUUUCUUCAUUUCAGAUCACUUCCCGUGCAGCCACAGCAAACUGUGAUGUGAAAGUCACUUCUCAGCUGAAGGUUUACCUCACAAAGUACAGUUAUUGAAGUAAUUGUGUUAAAAGAUGGCACCACAUUACCUGGAUGUUUAACUUUUUCAUUUCUGGUCAAAUAACUUGAAGGGUCUUUAACAGAUGAGAAGACAAGAGGAGGGAAGAUCUGGAGCACAUGGUUAUAAAUAAGUCAUUUAAUAAAGUAUUUAAGGUCAUUGCAGCUUAUUAAAUGAUUUAUUUAUAACCAUGUGCUCCAGAUCUCAUCCCUACAGAUGUAACCUUUAAAGAGACCUUGGUCCAAAGCUUCUCGAGAAGUUGACGUCUCCAAGUCUGACUGACAAAUGGACUUGUACAGGUUGGGGAGACUUUUAGGUUAUUAAUAUUUUUGUAAUUGUCUUUUAAACAGUUCAAUCUGGACAUCAUUAUGUUACAUUGUAAAACAAUUAGAUUUUUUUUUUUUAUCCCUGACAUUUAACAAUUGCAAAACUGCUUGUCUCAUUGUCUUCUCUUCCUUUGGCAAGAUGCCUGUUUCUGUGCAUAAAUGGAACAUCUGUGGCUGAAUGACUGUAAAAGGACCAUUAUCACAAUUGUAGGAAAAUGUUUUUAUCUCAGGAAAAAAAAAGCAUUAUAUUCUGACAAGAAAAGUCACUUUACUGGGGUUUUUUUUUUCAUAUAAUGUUUUUGCAAUAAACACACAUUCUUAGUAGAA
Messenger RNA from Scatophagus argus, 2109 nucleotides. RefSeq names its product sirtuin 6 (gene sirt6). Gene Ontology annotation, molecular function: NAD+ binding. The record is from RefSeq and is a predicted model, not a curated record. The transcript has 8 exons. Lineage: Eukaryota; Metazoa; Chordata; Actinopteri; Scatophagidae. Bases 8 to 1204 code for a protein of 398 amino acids.